Molecule: messenger RNA, 1221 nt
Organism: Cloeon dipterum
Lineage: Eukaryota; Metazoa; Arthropoda; Insecta; Ephemeroptera; Baetidae
Product: arginine/serine-rich coiled-coil protein 2
Exons: 8
Coding region: 97-1071 (324 amino acids)
Source: RefSeq, a predicted model, not a curated record
GGCAGCAGUUACCCUUCGUGGACAACAGCCAAUCGAUUGGUGUGCUGUGCGGCGAGCCAGGAAGAGAGGCAAGAAAGCAAGAGGCAGAAGAUAAACAUGGACGCCCUUGCCGAUUACAGCAGCGACGAGGAUAGCAAUUCAGUCAAAGAUCAGAACGAGGCCAAGAAAAAAUCUGGCGGGCAGGGUGACAACUAUGAAAACGUCACCAUGGACCUGAGUGAGGGCAGCGACGACAACAAGGAGUCUUCCAGCAGGCCCUCGAAAGAUAGGGAGAGAAGCAAGAGUGGCAGGCAUGAGAAGAGGCACCACAAAAACAAACACUCAAGAAGGGAGGAUCGAGAAAGGAGAGACAACCGGAGAGAGGACAGACACAGAUCUGACCGGGACAGGAAAUACUCAAGGCGCUCGAGAAGCAGGUCCAGGUCUCCUAGGCGAAGGUCCAGGAGCAGGGAGAGACACAGGGACAGGAACCGGGACCACAAGUUUAAGAGAAGUCCCCCAACAAUCCCAGAAUUGGUUCCUAGCAGCAGCGCCGCAAUUAACACAGCAGAAAAAUGUAGGCCAAACUAUUUGAAUUCAGGGAGCUUAAGCGAAGCCGCUCGAAGUAGCGGAGUCUUAGGUGAAAAAGAUAGAAGCAUUUCUCCGCCAGCAACUAAAAGUCAGGAGGCGAUCCAGCUGUCGAGCGGAAUAGUUCCUGGUCUGACCAAUAACCCUACCCUCUCCAGAAUUCAGGAGCAGCUUCAAAAGAGGAGAGCUUUGUGGUCAACUAAGUCUGCAGUUGCCAAAGAAACGUGUGCAAAGUCAGGUAACAAUUGGGAGAGCACAACGCUCCCCAAGGACAAUGACGGCAAGAUGACUGCCAAAUUUAAAAGGCUGAUGGGCAUGAAGGGCGUUGAAGCUGAGCCCGAACCAAGAGGUCCGAAGAAGCCGCCGGCUGCCGCCGAGCAGCACAAGCAGCAGGAUGAGAUGUUCAAUAAGAUGGAGAGGCAGUACGAGGUGGCGAGGCUGGCCACCCACUCGUACCGCGGCAUCGGCCUUGGCUUCGGCACCUUCCAGUGCAAUCCCCGUUAAGUUUUACUCCUUAUGGUGUUUAAUUUUUGGAAUCAUGCAGACCUUGAAAUCCAUCCACCGUUGAUGAACAGUGCACCGUGAUUGCUUUUCGGAAAUUUACUUGUAUAAUGUAUCGACGAAAACAUUAAAUGUUCAAGCCAAGGAAAUCGA